This is a messenger RNA of Carassius carassius (crucian carp), 1031 nucleotides long. Its product is annotated as collagen triple helix repeat-containing protein 1-like. The record is from RefSeq and is a predicted model, not a curated record. The coding region runs from base 16 to 825 and encodes 269 amino acids. Lineage: Eukaryota; Metazoa; Chordata; Actinopteri; Cypriniformes; Cyprinidae. The transcript has 4 exons.
GACACAGAGGUUUGAAUGCGUCUCUGUGGCGGAUUCAUCUUCUCUAGCCCCCUGCAGGACACAGAAGAGUCUGAGAGGAAACUUGAUCAGAGCAGGAGCGAAUGUGUGACCCGCUACAGUCAGGCAAUGAUGGCCACUAAACUGCCUCAGCUUCUCCUUUGCUUUUGGAUAACUUUGCCAUUCUGUAUCACGGAAAAAGUCCAAGAAAGGAGCGGCCGCCAUAGAGACGCGGAGUUCACUGACAAGUACCAGACGUGCAUGCAGGGAGUACCUGGAGUGCAGGGCAGGGAUGGGAACCCGGGGAUAAACGGCAUUCCAGGAACCCCUGGAAUCCCUGGGAGAGACGGACUGAAGGGCGAGAAGGGAGAGUGUGAGUCUGAGAGGUUUGAGGAUCCCUGGAAACCCAACUUCAAACAGUGCGCCUGGAAUUCUCUAAACUACGGCAUUGAUCUGGGCAAAAUUGCCGAGUGCACGUUCACCAAGCAGCGAUCGGACAGCGCUCUGCGUGUGCUCUUCAGCGGUUCUCUCAGGCUCAAGUGUAAGACGGCCUGCUGUCAGCGCUGGUACUUCACCUUUAAUGGGGCAGAAUGCACUGGACCGCUGCCCAUAGAGUCCAUCAUUUACCUGGACCAGGGCAGCCCCGAACUCAACUCCACCAUUAACAUACACAGGACCUCCACAGUGGAGGGGCUCUGUGAUGGGAUCCAGGCCGGGCUGGUGGAUGUUGGGAUCUGGGUGGGCACAUGUGCUGAUUAUCCUCGUGGAGACGCAUCGACAGGAUGGAACUCUGUAUCCCGGGUGAUCAUCGAAGAGCUUCCAAAAUGAGCUCUUCAUCUUCAGAACUGACUGUCAUCAUCACCAUGGCAGAAGAAGACAUCGUGUUCCUGACACAGAAAGGACCUUCUUCACAGAAAUGGGACAAAUUAAAGCUAAUAGAGUUGCUUUGAGUCUGUGCAGCUCUAAAGUCAUGCCAUUAUUAUUCUCAAUGUGAAAGUUGAUGAAUUCAGUAUUCUCGGUUUAGAUAGUACAGA